Molecule: messenger RNA, 626 nt
Organism: Bradysia coprophila
Lineage: Eukaryota; Metazoa; Arthropoda; Insecta; Diptera; Sciaridae
Source: RefSeq, a predicted model, not a curated record
GAAGAACUAACGUCUAUCUACCCAUCGGUAAUUUGUUGAAAAUUGAAACACACAAAGGAUGAAACAAAUACCGUCACUUAUCUCUACACUUUGUACACUCAUCACCAUUCUGCAUGGAAGCUCUGCACAAGAAGCUUAUCAGAUCCUAGCAUUAAAUCUCCACAACCAGUAUCGCCAAAUACAUCAUGCUCCACCGCUACAGAUGGACAAUCAGCUCAACUCGUUGGCUGUUCAAUGUGCUCAGUACUACGUAGGAUUGGGAACAAUUAAUCACUCUUGUCCAUAUAAGAAAGAUGCUGGGGAAAACUUGGCUGAGGCACACAGUGCCAGCUGGAAUAAUAACCAGUUUGCAGAAGUCUCGACUAAGAUGUGGUAUGACGAGAGCAGUCAAUACAACUAUAACAACCCAGGAUUCUUUCUACAAACUGGUCACUUUACUCAGCUUGUCUGGAAAAGUAGUCAAAACUUUGGUUUCGGUUAUUUUACGUUGAAUGGUUAUACUGUUAGUGUUGGUUUGUACAGUCCAUCGGGGAACUACGCGGGCCAAUUUCAGACGAAUGUUCUACAGCCCUAAAUUACAUGGCACAUGUUACUAAUGAAUCCUUUUUAUUGUAAAUUAAUAAAAA